Messenger RNA from Nomascus leucogenys (northern white-cheeked gibbon), 943 nucleotides. It is a transcript of the gene MITD1, whose product is annotated as microtubule interacting and trafficking domain containing 1. Gene Ontology annotation, cellular component: midbody. The record is from RefSeq and is a predicted model, not a curated record. Gene Ontology annotation, biological process: midbody abscission. NCBI's taxonomy places the organism in Eukaryota, Metazoa, Chordata, Mammalia, Primates, Hylobatidae.
UAUCACAUGACCACUUCCCGGAAGCGCAGCAGACCCGCUCAACUUCAUCCUGGGUUGAGGCAGAGGAGAACUCCCGGAAUUAUGGCGAAGUCUGGGCUGGGGCAGGAUCCGCAGAGCACAGCUGCAGCCACUGUGCUAAAGCGGGCGGUAGAACUAGAUUCGGAGUCGCGGUAUCCGCAGGCUCUGGUGUGUUACCAAGAGGGGAUUGAUCUGCUCCUGCAGGUUCUGAAAGGUACCAAAGAUAAUACUAAGAGAUGUAAUCUCAGAGAAAAAAUUUCCAAAUACAUGGACAGAGCAGAAAACAUAAAGAAGUACUUGGACCAAGAAAAAGAAGAUGGAAAAUAUCACAAGCAAAUUAAAAUAGAAGAGAAUGCAACAGGUUUCAGUUAUGAGUCACUUUUUCGUGAAUACCUUAAUGAGACAGUUACAGAAGUUUGGAUAGAAGAUCCUUAUAUUAGACAUACUCAUCAGCUGUAUAACUUUCUUCGAUUUUGUGAGAUGCUUAUUAAGAGACCAUGUAAAGUAAAAACCAUUCACCUUCUCACCUCUCUGGAUGAAGGCAUUGAGCAAGCGCAGCAAAGUAGAGGCCUGCAAGAAAUAGAAGAGUCACUCAGGAGUCAUGGAGUGCUGUUGGAAGUUCAGUACUCUUCUUCAAUACAUGACCGAGAAAUCAGGUUCAACAAUGGAUGGAUGAUUAAGAUUGGAAGGGGACUUGAUUAUUUUAAGAAACCACAGAGUCGUUUUUCCCUUGGAUAUUGUGAUUUUGAUUUAAGACCAUGUCAUGAAACAACAGUGGACAUUUUUCAUAAGAAGCAUACAAAAAAUAUAUGAUGGGCAGUAGCCUAAUUUGUAUUAUGUCUACUUUAAGUGAAUAUUGGAUUUUUUUUAAAAGAUCACUUUUAUAAUGUAUGAAUUUAACAAUAAACUUUUAUAUUUCUACUAA